ACCUGCGAGGAUAACCUGUCUUCACCUGGACUUUGGUCUGUGGGAGCAAACACGGGUCAGUCCACCUCUAGAGGCGGGGGUAGUGGGGGAGGCCCAGCAACCCCCUCCCGCGAGCAGCACUUGGUUCAGUCCGGAGCUCCAUCAGAACCAAGAUGGCUGAGUGAGUCUCUCCGCGCUGGAAGUUCACUUCUAAACCCAGAAGCGUGUCGUCCUCCCGGGCUCUGCUGGCCGUGCCGGACCGCCGAGCCGGGCCCGCUGCGCUCCGUCCACCCGCCCCGGUGAGUCCAGCUCCGCUGCCGGGCCGCGUGAGCAGGCGGGGGCUCGUUUCGGUGCGAGUAGCGGAGGUAGCCUCGCGGCUAGCGGCGGCUCGCUCCGCGAUAAGGGGACUCGGUCCGGCUCUCCCCGGGGCGGUGCGGUCCGGGGAGCCACGGCCCGCUGGGACACGGAGCAGCCGCGGUUCUGGUUACGGUUUAGCUCCCGGGUGAAGGUUCCACACGGUCUGAGACCUCCGAGGACCACGGCGGGCAUGCUAACGUAAACAGAGGGUCUGCCCGGACUAGCCUUUAGCAUGCUAGCUGACUCCGUGAAUGGUCCAGUGAGGCGGCGCUGAAGGACUGAUGACUGUGGAGGCGUCGGACGUUCAGGUUUCUGGUGUGGGAUGUCCAGGCGUGGCGGACUGAAGGGGUCCGGCCCCGCGGCUGCUGAGGGACUGCAGAGACUUUCCCACCUGGACUGUAGAGACGCCUUCCCAGCUGCUUGAGACGGAGGCUGACCAGCAGCAGGCGGCGGCGGCGCCCCCUCCUGCCUGAUAUUCAGGACUCGGCUGGCCCUCAGAAAGAAACCCCGUUCCGUUGGACUGUUUGCUCCUGGUUUUCUCCCCCCUCCCUUUAACCGAGUCGUCUCUUCAGGCAGCCGUUUUUGCGCUCCAGAGCUAGAAGCAGAGGGCAGCUAAUGGACGAUGCUGGCCAUGGUGACCUAGUGUAAAUGGCUAUUCUUCAGCACAGCCCAGUGCCAGUAUCUACUGCUAGACCCUCCUCUUCCUCGCCCCUCUCCUCCCGCCCCCGCUUGCCGACCGGACUCGGCUCUGCCCUCCAACACCAUGGUGGGCGCGGGCUUCGGCGUUUUGAAACUAACCCGAGGUGUCCGCAAGCUGGAGCUCCACCGCCUCAUCCUGGUGCUCAUCGUCUUCUGCCUGCUGUCCAUGGCCUUCCUCGCUUACUACGUCUCCAACAGCCCCAAAAUCAAAGAGGCCCCGCCCUUACCCCUGAGCGACUGCGACGGAGGCGGGGGGCUCUCCCUCAUGGUUAACAUCGGCGGGCCCGGCGGCCAGAGGGCGCCUCUGUUCCUCCCCCCGCGCCAGAGCCGCCAGCAGAAGGUGAAGCCCGUGGACAACUCCCGCACGGAGCUGGUGGUGCUGGUGUUCGUGGAGAGCGCCUACUCCCCGAUGGGCCAGGACAUCGUGGCCGUGCUGGAGUCCAGCCGCUUCCACUACCGGGCGGAGGUGGCUCCCGGCAAGGGCGACAUGCCGACGCUGACCCAGCACAACCGCGGGCGCUACUCGCUCAUCAUCUUUGAAAACGUCUUGAAGUACGUCAACCUGGAUCCGUGGAACCGGGACUUGCUGGACAAGUACUGUACGGAAUACGGAGUAGGUAUGAUUGGCUUCUUCAAAGCCAAUGAGAACUCUCUGUUCAGCGCUCAGCUGAAGGGCUUCCCCCUCUUCCUGCACUCUCACCUGGGGCUCAGGGACUACUACAUCAACCCCAACGCGCCGCUGCUCUACAUCACCAAGCCCAACCAGGUGGAGAAGGGCCCUCUGCCCGGCGACGACUGGACCAUCUUCCAGUCCAACCACUCCACCUAUGAGCCCGUGCUCCUGGCCUUCACCAAGUCCUCGGAGUCGCUGGCUAACUUCGGACCCAACGCCAUGCGGCCUCUCCACGCCACCGUGAUCCAGGACCUGGGCCUCCAUGACGGGAUUCAGCGGGUUCUCUUUGGAAAUAACCUCAACUACUGGCUUCACAAGCUGGUGUUCAUGGACGCCAUCGCGUACCUGACGGGGAAGAGGCUGUCCCUCUCUCUGGACCGGUACAUCCUGGUGGACGUGGACGACAUAUUCGUCGGCAAGGAGGAAACUCGGAUGAAGAUGUCCGACGUGGACGCGUUACUCAACACACAAAGCAAACUGCGAGCCCUGGUCCCAAACUUCACCUUCAAUCUGGGGUUUUCCGGAAAGUUCUACUACACAGGCACUGACGAGGAGGACCGGGGGGACGACAUGCUGCUGCAGCACCGCCUGGACUUCUGGUGGUUCCCUCACAUGUGGAGCCACAUGCAGCCUCACCUCUUCCACAACGUCAGCGUCCUGGCCGAGCAGAUGAGGCUCAACAAGAUCUUCGCUCAGGAGCACGGCCUCCCGGUCGACAUGGGCUACGCCGUGGCGCCGCACCACUCCGGCGUCUACCCGGUGCACAGCCAGCUGUACGAGGCCUGGAAGUCGGUGUGGGGCAUCGAGGUGACCAGCACCGAGGAGUACCCCCACCUGAGACCGGCCCGGUACCGCCGGGGCUUCAUCCACAACGGCAUCAAGGUGUUGCCGCGGCAGACGUGUGGCCUCUUCACACACACCAUCUUCUACAACGAGUAUCCAGGAGGCUCCAAGGAGCUGGACAAGAGCAUCCGAGGAGGAGAGCUGUUCCUCACAGUCCUGCUGAACCCCAUCAGCAUCUUCAUGACUCACCUGUCCAACUACGGGAACGACCGCCUGGGCCUCUACACCUUCGAGUCCCUGGUGAAGUUCGUGCAGUGCUGGACCAACCUCAAGCUGCAGACGCUGCCCCCCAUCCAGCUCGCCAAGAAGUACUUCGAGCUCUUCCCCGAGGAGCGAGCGCCGCUCUGGCAGAACCCGUGUCACGACAAGAGGCACAAAGACAUCUGGUCUAAAGAGAAGACCUGUGACAGACUCCCCAAAUUCCUGGUUGUUGGACCACAGAAAACAGGCACUACAGCACUUCAUUCAUUCCUGAACCUCCACCCGGCAAUCACCAGCAACUUCCCCAGCCCCUCCACCUUCGAGGAGAUCCAGUUCUUCAGUGGGCCCAGCUACAACAACGGGAUCGACUGGUACAUGGACUUCUUCCCGUUCCCCUCCAACGUCAGCACGGACUUCAUGUUCGAGAAGAGCGCCAACUACUUCGACACGGAGCUGACGCCGCGGAGAGCCGCCGCACUGCUGCCCCGAGCCAAGAUCCUGGCUCUGCUCAUCAACCCGGCGGACCGGGCCUACUCCUGGUACCAGCACCAGAGGGCUCACCAGGACCCUGCAGCCUUGAACAGCAGCUUCUACGAGGUGGUGACGGCCGGGCCCUCGGCCCCCGCCAGCCUGCUGGCCCUGCAGAGACGCUGUCUCCUCCCCGGGACGUACGCCGUCCACCUGGCGCGCUGGCUGCAGCACUACCAGCCCAACCAGCUGCACAUCAUAGACGGAGUCCUGCUGAGGUCCAAACCGGCGGUGGUGAUGGAGGGGGUCCAGAAGUUCCUCGGAGUCACUCCUGUCUUCAACUACACACAAGCUCUAAUAUACGAUGAGAGCAAAGGUUUCUGGUGCCAUCGAGGGGAAGGAAAUCGAACCAAGUGUCUGGGGAAGAGCAAAGGCAGGAAGUACCCGGAGAUGACCUCGAAGACGCGUGCCUUCCUGUCAGAGUUUUACCGUGAACACAACAUGGAGCUGCUACGUCUGAUGAACCGUCUGGGACAUCCGCUGCCGUCCUGGCUGCGACAAGAACUCCGGCAGUGGAGCUGAGGACGCCUCUUUCUCUCACACACACACACACACACACACACACACACACACACACACAAACACACACACACAGCAGAACCUCAAGGACCCGGUGUGUUUGCUGCUGGUGGAGGAAAUGGAACCGCAGCACGACGUCUUUCUUUAACUGCUGGAGGAAGAACGAACCCGGGGACGCCUGGCGCUGUGGAGAGAGAGAGAGAGAGAGAGAGGUUCACUCAGCCUUAACGUGAACAUCUCAGACUGCUCACAUGUGGAGUGUGUGACUGGAAACUGAACUGACACACACACACACACACACACUGCUCUCUCCACAGGACUGAUUGUAAAGCAGUGUAUUUUAAAAGAAGCAGUUUAAUUUACAGGUGUGGGGACAAGUAAGAAACAAGAGGCAGCAGGCACCACACACACACACACACACACACACACACACACACACACACACACACACACACACACACACACACACACACACACACACACACACACACACACACACUCUCGCUCUCUGGUCCAGCCUCUCCUCUCGUCAGCUGGUGACACACUGAAGCAAGGCAUCUUUUUAAAUGUUUUACCCUUCCAGUGGUUUAAUGAACUCAGAGGUCAAAGGUCACAGUUUAUAAGUCACCUGAAGACUUCUGACAGUGUUUCGUAUUAAAAUCCCACAGAAGUAUGUUAAUCGUGUUGAUUCAGAAGACACUGCAUGAGGAAAGGAAGUGGAGUGAGACUCAUCUGCCUCUGCAGCAGCGCCUCGCUCCGCCAGGCGGCGCCUUCAGGAACCUGUCACCUUUAAAGAAGCCAGAGUAAUCGGAACGGGAUGUUUUUAAAGUGAGCUCCAGUGACGACCCGCUCGGUGUGUUUCCAGCUGCUCACGCUUACGGGAGGCUGGAUCUGAGACACACACACACACACACACCCUCUGCAGUCGGAGCAGAGCCGUCAGAGCCAGUACAGACACAACCACAAGCUGCUGUCUUUGUUUUUCUUUUUGUUUGUUUGUUUUGUAUAAAUGUCCAGAAGGCGAACACUGUAUUAUCUCUAAUAAACACAUAGAGACGCUGGAAAGGC
Molecule: messenger RNA, 4867 nt
Organism: Salarias fasciatus (jewelled blenny)
Lineage: Eukaryota; Metazoa; Chordata; Actinopteri; Blenniiformes; Blenniidae
Gene: ndst2a
Product: N-deacetylase/N-sulfotransferase (heparan glucosaminyl) 2a
Exons: 15
Coding region: 1100-3802 (900 amino acids)
Cellular component (GO): Golgi apparatus
Molecular function (GO): hydrolase activity; deacetylase activity; heparan sulfate N-sulfotransferase activity
Source: RefSeq, a predicted model, not a curated record